AUGGAUGCAGUGCUCACCAAAGGUUACCAUCUCGCCUCCAACUUCACCCAGCUAGUCGCCGCAACGCCGCCUCCAGAGGUCGCCUUUGACUCGACUCAGUUUAUUCUGUCCGCAGCAGCACUAUCUCUUACCAUGGUAUCUCUCGAAGAACCUCGGCGCGUCGCCGAAAUUAUGCUUUCGUGGCUUGGCCUCGAUCUCGUCUCCCUUGUCGAGCUCCAGACCCUAUGGGCCGGCUAUGGACACAUCUGCGCCAUCUCUGCCCGGCCUUCUGAAUCUCCGAAUGGCAAUUUUAACGUAAAUGCCAUCUCCCCGACACUUCAACCAGACGCGGAAGGGUCUUAUCGUCUCAUUCUCAAGCUCAUCUCACCACCCCGCGCUAAAGCCGGCGAUGAAGGGCACCUGCGGAAGAUGCUUAGCUACGAGGUCGAGCAGUACUUUUACUCUGAGGUUGCUCCACGGCUCGGUGAUGAUGUCGCAGUCGCCAAAUGCCUCGCCUCAACGCAAGAUCUGAAGGGGAAGCCCCGCGCCAAAGAGCUUCAGGCAUUGACGGCCACCAUCAUUACCGACCUGCGUCCGCAAUUCCCCGUCGCAGGUGAAAAGAGAUUGGUUCUGAACCGCCUUCAGGUGAAGGCGGCAUUAGAUUGGCUCGCCAGGUAUCAUGGAAUCUCUUGGGCUUCGUUGCCGGAUGACCUCAACCAGUUCCUGCUGCCCCCGCUCGAGGAAGCGGAGCGCCGGGAAUCAGGUCAGGCACCUACCAGUCCCAAGCUAUGGCUUAACGGAGGUUACACAUAUCUUGCUACGCGGCGGAAGGAGUACAGUUCAUUAUGCCGAGAUGAAUAUUCAGAGUGGUCCGCCGCCUUUUGCGAACCUCUUGAUGGCUCAACCAAGUCCAUUGCCGAGUUGGUGGCUGAUUUUCUUACGCCAUCCGGGAGGCCCUUCGAGACAUACAUCCAUGGUGACGUCAAGUCCGAGAAUCUCUUCACAACCCAAGCAGGGGAUAAAGUCGCUUUCUUCGACUUCCAGUACGCCGGACUGGGUUUGGGGGUUUGUGACCUGGCCAAACUGUUUACAUGCUCAGUUCCUCUCGAAAUGCUCACUCACCACGAGGAUAUACCAGACCAGCUGAGAAUGGAUAAAGGCGAGAAGGCCUUGAUUGAAAACUACCGGGAGACUCUCCUGAGGGAGAAGCCUCUUGGGAAGGGUCCUUCGCAGUAUGAUUGGGAUGUUUUUAUCCGCCACUGGGAGACUGCGCUUGUUGAUUGGUGUCGUUUCCAGGCAUCCUGGGGCUUUUGGGGAAACACAGAAUGGCUGGAGGCGAGAGUUAGGUCCAUUCUGGCCGAUGAGGACUGGAAAACGUGGUUGAUGGAAGAGGUGACGAAACGAUAG
Molecule: messenger RNA, 1386 nt
Organism: Colletotrichum truncatum
Lineage: Eukaryota; Fungi; Ascomycota; Sordariomycetes; Glomerellales; Glomerellaceae
Product: pig-p domain-containing protein
Source: RefSeq, a predicted model, not a curated record